UGAAAUGCCGAUGGUUAUGAGCAUUCGUGAUCAUGCAUUAAAAGGCAGGACACGGCAGACGUGCACGGAAGGCGGCGACUUCGCCAUCCUGGCCGCAAACUUUGUUCAUACGCAUUGAGAUCAUGCAUUGAGAUCAUCGGCGGACUGGGGCGCUCCGCGGCUGCGGAUCCCGGCCAGGACAUCGCGUCGCUGGGCGUCAGCGUCGCUCCAGAGCUCCAACAUCUCCGCCCAGAUCUGCGGGGCUGCGGCAGGCUACUUCCCCGGGGAAGAUGUAAAAGAAAGAAUUGCUGUCCUCCAUGCCUUUGGGUGGGAGAGAGGUCUCCUCCGGCCGAUCGUGACUGCAGAUGGAGACUGAAGGUCCAGGGAUCCUGCGCUUAGGAAGCGUGGUGGCUUCCCAUUAACAGCAGAUUCUUACUUUGAAGGGAGGAAGGCAAGGAUGUAGGAGGCUACCAGAGACCACGUUCACUGUUACACAUGUAGGUCUCCAGAUAUGGAAGAGGAAGGAAUGCAGCCUCCGUGGAUAGACCCCGACAAAGAACACGACAUUUAACAUUACAUGGAGUGCUAUCUAAGUUGUAGCAUAACACUUGUGUCAAGCUCCUCCCCUCCAUCAUCAUUGAGAUAAUGCUAAGUGUCAUUUAGCUUCUUGUUUUUUUUUGUUUGUGUGACACUGAAAAUCUUUGAGUCACUAUGGCGGCCACAUACCGGCUCGUGGUCAGCAGUGUUAGCUACUACCAUAGCGUGUUGGUGGACCAGCGCCACCCACAGGUUGUGCACUACUGCGAAGGACCCUGCAGUCUCCUGAUGCAUGGCUUGGAGUGUGCGGCUGCCCACCGGGGCCUCUGUUUUGAGCCAGUGGAUCCUGUACUCACUGGCUCUAAAGAAUUUGUGUCAGAAGCCACCACACUGAAAGCAGCUGGAAGCAACUUACGCCACCAAAGGCCUGUGAAUGGAGAAAAGAAUCGCAGAAACUUGCCACGUACUGUUCCUGGAUUGAAGAGGGGGUCAUCUGUUCACACUCCCUUCAGCCUCAAGGAUAUUACAAGGGAUGCCAUAAAUCUGGCUAGCGGGAAGGUCAAGGAGUUCUCCUUCAAUCAAAUGCCCUUGCAGACAGGUAGGAAGCUCCGACUGGACCCUCUUGGUCAGAGGUACAAUGAUGUGGACUUUACAGGAGGGCGUUUCUGUGAAAAUGAUGAGAACCUCCCACCAUUCACCCAUCUUCCCAUGACGCUCCCAGGGGACCUGCAAAAAGAGAUCCCUCAGGACACCUCCCCGGAGCAGCACAGCAGCAUCACUAUUACCUCAUUGCCAGACACAUCAGUCGAGGAGAACCUCAUGGCCCAGAUUCUGCAGUUAACUAAGGUGGAUGCUGGAACCUCUGGGGAAGACAUCAGGUCCUGCCUUAACAUCUUACUCAAGUGCUCCAAUGACCUCAAGAAGUGUACUGACAUCAUCAGGCAGUGCAUCAAGAGGAAGGCUCUUGUUGAGGGCAGAGGGAACCAUGAGAAUGAGGUUAUUUACCGGACAGUGGUGGACCAGCUCUCUAGACAUCUGAAGAAGUGGCCAUUUGGGUUUGAGCAUGAGCUCCCAGGAGCUCAGGAGCACAGUGACUGGUCCAGACUGGUCAGUACCCUCCAUGGGUUUCAGCAGAGCCUCCUCUGCCCCAUCAUAGACCAUGAACAGCCCCCCAGGUAUGAGGAUGUUGUCUGCUCCCAAUCCUCAAUUCAAACAGUUUACCCAAAACUUUCCCUUCAUGAGGCCCAAGACGCUACCGGAGUCCCAUGCAGUAAUGAGAACUCGGUCCAGGGGCUACACUGCCUGCCAUUCCAGGUUUCUCCAUCAGGAAAUAGUGCACAACAUCAUGGGAAUAUUGGGGUGCCUUCCCUGGCAGCCACCCUUGAUUGCAAUGUAACCAGCAUCACCGUUGAGAACCAUGAGAAACCUGGGGAGCUUCUGUACUUUGACAAGGAGCCCCAUAAUCUUCAGGUGAUGGACAACAAAAUCCAAGGGGCAGGGAAUUCGCUUCUAGAUUCUGUAGGAUUUGCUGCUAAUGCUCUGAUACAGCAGGAAGACCUCACUACACACACAAGCACCUGUGCAGCUGAAAUACCACAGAAUACCUGGGAGAAGACCAUGGUUGUGAUGGACACCGAGCAGCCCCAGUCUGAAGGGUCUUGUGAUACGUGCCAGGGCACAGAGAGGGUGAGAUCUCCAACAGAAAGUUGUAGUGGAGCCACCAUUGACAAAACUUGUGAAAUGCCAGUGGAUUCAGAGCACCAUGACAUAGACAAGGAGCCAAGGUUCAGAAACUAUGGCCAACAGACAGAUAACCUCCAGUGUGCAACCUCAGACAGUAAGAAACGGGCAGGAGGUGGCACUCUCCAAGAGGCCCCAGCUGAGCCCGAGGGUCUGCCCGAAGGGCCCGCUGGUGGUGAAGCCAGCCAUGAUGAAGAAAUAAAGGAUCAGGAUGGUGCUCUGCUUCUGCAGAUCCUGGAGCAAAUUGAAAGCUUUGCUCAGGGGCCAUCAGAAGGUGGUGUGGCUGUCAGUUCGGGGGCCGCUACUCCCACUCAGGAACCAGAGUCAACAAAGCCGCUGCAGGACAUCGUAUCCAUCACUGUGGGCACCGACAAGGUAAACCCUUCACCACCAGAGGCCACUGGUGAAGAACACGAAUCUGUGGAGAUCCAGCAGGCUCCAAAAGUCAUGAAGAACGAGGAGAACACCGGGCCCCUUCCUCACACAGCUCCCCCUGCAAGAGAGGUCGCGCAGGGCAUCACCCCCAGCUUUAACUUCCCUAGGGGGGUCCCCAGGGCCCUCGGCACUGACCUGGAUGGGAUCAUAGCCCAGAUCGAUGCGGUGUUCACAGAGCUGGGGGAGCAGAGGGCCACCAUGCGGGAGAUGGGUGAUAUCACCAAGGCAUGUGGCUACCCACUCUACUGGAAGGCCCCGCUGUUCCACAGCGCUGGCGGAGGAAAGACGGGCUCUGUCUCUGCCGGCUCAUUGAUGGAGACAUGGAGGAAGUUGUCACUGCGAUGUCAUGACGACUCAUCCAAGUUCGUGUACCUUCUGGCUAAACCGGACUACACUUACGUGGAGCAAGAGGAUUUCGUCCUUUUGUUACAGGACAUAGUAAACAGUCAUCCUGGCCUGACGUUUUUGAAGGACGCACCCGAAUUCCACUCCCGCUAUAUAACCACAGUGAUCCAGCGUAUCUUCUACACAGUCAACCGCUCCUGGACAGGGAGGAUCACAGCCCAUGAGUUGAGGAGGAGUAACUUCCUGGAGACCCUGGCUGCACUGGAGGAGGAAUCUGACAUCAAUCAGGUCACCGACUAUUUUUCCUAUGAACAUUUCUAUGUCAUCUACUGCAAGUUCUGGGAGCUGGACACGGACCACAACCUGCUGAUCGACCACAGGGACCUGGCCAAGUAUAACUACCAUGCUUCAUCAGAGAGAAUUGUAGAGCGUCUGUUUUCAGGGGCUGUCAGCAGGGGGAGCUCAGGCCAGAGCAAACACAGGAUGAGCUAUGCAGAGUUCGUGUGGUUCCUCAUCUCUGAGGAGGAUAAGAAGACCCCAACCAGUGUGGAAUACUGGUUCCGCUGCAUGGACCUGGAUGGCGACGGUGUCCUGUCCAUGUACGAGCUGGAGCACUUCUACCAGGAACAGAGCCACCGCCUGGAGGCCAUGGGUGUUGACCCACUGCCCUUCCAUGACCUGAUGUGCCAGGUGCUGGACCUGGUCAGACCCCAGCGGCCGGGUAUGAUCACCCUCCAGGACCUGAAGCGGUGUGGCAUGGCCCAUGUCUUCUACGACACCUUCUUCAGCCUGGAGAAGUACCUGGAGCAUGAGCAGAGGGACCCCUUUGCCAUUCACAAGGAGGUGGAGCGAGCUGGGCGGGAAGUCUCUGACUGGUGCCGCUUUGCGGCGGAAGAGUACGAUAUCCUGGUAGCAGAGGAGUCAGAGAGCGAGCAUCUGGAGGAUGAGUCCUCGGAGGGUGACACAGAGCCUGAGACAGUGGCGGUCUCCUUGGAAACAGCGAGCGACGCUCCCGGGCCAGACGCGUCGGACUAGACACUCCACGUGUCCCAAACGCUCCCCACACGCAAACGCAAAUGUGCAACAUGCAAUCCUGUUUGUAAAGACAAAUUUGGAGCACAAAUACAUUGUGUGACUGAUUAACAGAAAAGGGAAGAAUCCUGUUUUUAAUGUUUUUAACUACCCUGACAGUUUUCUGUACAUUCCCGUUGGUCUGCAGUUGACCUGUGGGCCUAACUGAAGACUUUUUUGUGUUGUGAGUUUUCCUGAUUUAUAUGCAUCACAAACCCACCAUUGUUUCAGAAUAUUUAAACUACUUCAGAACAUUAGGUCAGCGGGAAUGGAUGGAGGCUGGCACCUAGCGGCCAUUUUUGGUACUACACUGUCAAAUUUCGAGCUGAACAGAAGUGGAGGAAAACUUUCACAGUAACGCCAAGAGCAGCAAGAUGCCAUGAACGGGAUUGUUUUCCUUAAUGGGAAUGAUGGUACAAGACGAUCGUGACCCAAUUACAGGGGAACUGGAUGAUUUUUUUUUGGCACUGUGAUAGACAGAGGCGGUGUAAAUAGCAAAAUAUGUUAUGGGUUCUUACAUAAUAUGCUGGCAGGGUUUGUUAACUAGGGUAAUUAGGGUUCAAAGCAAUUUAUAUUGUUGUACCAAUGUGUGUUUGUUUAGUGGACACUGAAAAACUGCAGGUAACUUUAAAGAUGCUGUAGGUGUGUCCUGGGUUAAGGAUCUGUACCUUAAAGGUCAGUCUUCAGGUUGUCUGACCAAUGGAGACAGGAGGACAUCGCUCAUGACUGCCUGUAUGGGUCCUUGAAGGAUGGACUUCUGUUCAUGCAUUAGCGACAAUCAUCUUUGUAUUUAAAAGCAUCUUUAGGGGGAACAGAAACUGGUCAUGGAGCGUGACAGCCCUGAAAGCGACUGUGGUACUGUGAUCGGAGUGGAACGAAACACAACAAAAGCAAAGUAUCUCGCAGGAGGAGGAACAGAACGACAAAAGGAAGCUGUCUGCAGUGUGACUAGCCCUUUAAGAAACCAGCUCAAAGGAUGUCGGCGAUGGAACUGAAAACAGUUUGGCAGAAGUAAAACUGAAAUUCAGCACAAACGCCAGGCAGAGCAGGAGAGUCGACCUUCCAAGCCUCCCUGACGUCACACGGGGUCAAGCAGUGUUUUACCUAAAGAGCAGGGCCGGAUCCAAGCAUAGGUAAAACCGGCGGCUGCCAAAAACCCUGUCGCCAUAGGAGGGGAGGCCUGGGCAAAGUCAUGAAGAUACAGUGAUCCUCCACUAUAUCGCGGUCCAGCUAUUGAUAGCGCCUCCUCCAAAUCGUGGAUUUUUCCCAGACGCA
Brienomyrus brachyistius is the source of this 5382-nucleotide messenger RNA. RefSeq names its product serine/threonine-protein phosphatase 2A regulatory subunit B'' subunit alpha-like. Gene Ontology annotation, biological process: protein dephosphorylation. Gene Ontology annotation, molecular function: protein phosphatase regulator activity; calcium ion binding. Bases 691 to 4071 code for a protein of 1126 amino acids. The record is from RefSeq and is a predicted model, not a curated record. The transcript has 15 exons. Gene Ontology annotation, cellular component: protein phosphatase type 2A complex. NCBI's taxonomy places the organism in Eukaryota, Metazoa, Chordata, Actinopteri, Osteoglossiformes, Mormyridae.